This is a messenger RNA of Lucilia cuprina (Australian sheep blowfly), 498 nucleotides long. RefSeq lists its product as uncharacterized. The transcript has 3 exons. Bases 13 to 468 code for a protein of 151 amino acids. The record is from RefSeq and is a predicted model, not a curated record. NCBI's taxonomy places the organism in Eukaryota, Metazoa, Arthropoda, Insecta, Diptera, Calliphoridae.
AGAUUUAUAACAAUGACAUACAAUAACGAAACACUGCCCUCCAGCACCGGCAACUCAGCAACGGGGACAUUUUUUACAUAUCACAUACCAGGUAUGGAUGUUAAUCCUGGGCCCUAUGUCUUUACAUUAGUCAGUCAAUUUUUGGGUAUGAUAACACCCGAUGAACUACCCUUAGGUCAAGUUAGGCAAUUAAUACACUCUAAUUUAACUAUAAUCAAUUUCGCAACAAAUGCCAUCAAAACGGAAUCCGGUUUUAUAGCUCUCAUGAGUAUUUUUAUGAUUUUGGCUUUGGUGCCCAUAUUGGCAGCUUGUGCUUGGUGCUGUUGUCGUCGUUCACCUGCCGAAGAAUUGGAAUACUCACGUCAUGCACCCGUAAUAAUGAUAGAUGAUACUUUGGAGGAUACAUUGCAAUGUCGUAAAAAAGCCUCAAUAACAACCAUGUGGAUAGUUUUCCUAUUAUUAUGGUGAGCUGUAGUGCUUUAAGUAGUUUCGUUAUUG